This is a messenger RNA of Ascoidea rubescens DSM 1968, 909 nucleotides long. It is a transcript of the gene GGC1, whose product is annotated as Ggc1p. Bases 1 to 909 code for a protein of 302 amino acids. The transcript has a single exon. The record is from RefSeq and is a predicted model, not a curated record. Gene Ontology annotation, molecular function: guanine nucleotide transmembrane transporter activity. Gene Ontology annotation, cellular component: mitochondrion. NCBI's taxonomy places the organism in Eukaryota, Fungi, Ascomycota, Saccharomycetes, Ascoideales, Ascoideaceae.
AUGUCUCCUCCUACUUUAAACUCUGAUAAAAAACAAUCUGGUUAUGCUAGAAUUCUUGGUUCUGGUGCUGCAGGUAUUUGUGAAAUAGCUGUUUUCCAUCCUGUAGAUACCAUCUCCAAAAGAUUGAUGUCCAACCAAACAAAAGUCACUAAUGCUAGCAUAUUGAACAAAGUCAUCUUUAGAGAGCACUUCCAUGAACCCUUUGGCAAAAGAAUAUUCACUUUAUUCCCAGGUUUAGGUUAUGCUGCCUGCUAUAAAGUCUUGCAAAGAGUCUACAAAUAUGGCGGUCAACCUUUUGCUAACGAAUUCUUAACUAGAAACUUCAGUCAUACUUAUCAAGAUUUAUUUGGUCAAAAAAAUGGUAAAGCUUUAAUGAGUGCAACUGCUGGUUCAAUGAUUGGUAUCGGUGAAGUUGUCCUAUUACCUUUAGAUGUUCUUAAAAUCAAAAGACAAACAAAUCCAGAGGCUUUCAAAGGCAGAGGCUUUCUCAAAAUUAUCAAAGAUGAAGGUUUAGGUUUAUAUCGUGGUUGGGGUUGGACUAUGGCUAGAAAUGCUCCUGGUUCUUUUGCUUUAUUCGGUGGUAAUGCUUUCGCUAAGGAAUACAUUUUCGGUUUACAAGAUUAUACAUCUGCCACUUGGACCCAGAACUUUAUCUGUUCCAUCUUCGGUGCUUCAAGUUCUUUAAUAGUCUCGGCUCCAUUAGACGUCAUUAAAACUAGAAUUCAGAAUAAAAAUUUCGAAAACCCUGAAUCUGGUUUCCAAAUCUUGAAAAAUAUGGCCAAAAAUGAAGGUAUUAGUUCUUUCUUCAAAGGGUUGACUCCAAAACUAUUGACUACUGGUCCAAAAUUAGUUUUCUCUUUUGCUUUGGCUCAAACAUUAAUUCCUGCAUUUGAUAGAUUAUUGAAAUAG